AUGUUCCUCAUUUGCAAAUGGGCUAUCAUCCUGCACCAUCAAUAUUCUGACCCAUUCUAUGGUUAUGAGCAGGUUUUCUGGUUAUGUGGUCGCUUCAUUACGCAUCUGUUUGCUUGUCCAGAGUACCCCCCUUUGUCUUCUGUAACCUUCACUGCCCUCAUCCUCCUUCAGCAACUCAAAGUUAUCUGUGACGACACUUACUCCAACAAAUCUUGGAGUAUUGUAGCCAAGGGUAUGUUCCAAUUGCAAGAAAUAAAUCAGAUGGAACACAAGAUGUGUCAGUAUCUGGAGUGGGAUUCAGAACUCAAUGUGGAUCCGGUGGCGCUCAGGGAGUUCUAA
Molecule: messenger RNA, 339 nt
Organism: Suillus fuscotomentosus
Lineage: Eukaryota; Fungi; Basidiomycota; Agaricomycetes; Boletales; Suillaceae
Exons: 3
Coding region: 1-339 (112 amino acids)
Source: RefSeq, a predicted model, not a curated record